AUGCGUCGGCAAUAUAGCCUUGUAGUUCUCGGCAGUGGAGGAGUAGGAAAAAGCGCUCUGACAGUGAAGUUCGUAUCGGGAAAAUUUGUUGAAAAAUACGAUCCGACUAUCGAAGAUUUUUAUCGAAAAGAUAUUCUUGUGGACGGCGUUCGGCACACUCUGGAAAUCCUGGACACUGCCGGCACAGAGCAGUUUUCCUCUUUACGUGACUUGUACAUCAAAAACGGACAAUGUUUCCUAGUCGUCUACAGCCUAGUCAGUCGACAAACUUUUAGCGAUAUUCGCUCAAUGCGAGACAAUAUUCUAAGAGUGAAAGGAUUACCCGUUGGUGGUCCAGCAACUAAAUCCAAUGUGCCUUUGGUCCUGGUGGGUAAUAAAGCCGAUCUGGCUGGAGACGGACGUCGUGAGGUUGAACCGCACGAAGCUGAAGCACUUGCCGCUCAGUGGGCCUGUCCGCAUGUGGAAACGUCUGCCAGAGAUGACUCCGGCGUAAAUGAUGCUUUCCUUGAGGCUGUGAGACAGCUAAUUUCUAUACGUCCCGGACCAGUGUUCGAAGAAUAG
Messenger RNA from Echinostoma caproni, 561 nucleotides. The record is from the annotation of a GenBank genome assembly. NCBI's taxonomy places the organism in Eukaryota, Metazoa, Platyhelminthes, Trematoda, Plagiorchiida, Echinostomatidae.